This is a messenger RNA of Lodderomyces theae, 1212 nucleotides long. RefSeq lists its product as uncharacterized. The record is from RefSeq and is a predicted model, not a curated record. Bases 1 to 1212 code for a protein of 403 amino acids. Lineage: Eukaryota; Fungi; Ascomycota; Pichiomycetes; Serinales; Debaryomycetaceae. The transcript has a single exon.
AUGUUGCAUCGUACCAAAAGUCAAGAGACCGUCAGCACUUUAAUCAAUGAAUCAACCCACCCACACCCAUCAGCACCUACAUUUGCAUCGUCUGCAGCUGAAAAUCGUCCAUACUCACCCAGCAAUGACAAUGGUAAUGAUGCCGAUGGUGCCAAUGAUACCGACGAUUUUGACUCACUAUCCGAUUUGGUAUCUCAAUUUUCACAAGAUACUUUGAUCCAGCCACAAUUAAAAAUUCUCAAUCAUGCCAUUAGUGAGUUCCGCUUUGUUAAGGAAAUCCCCAUUCUAUCAAAUUAUUUGCAAACGGGUGUUCAUUUGUACCCUUCAUGGUCAGCAACGAGUCGAAACCAACCAAUUUUGACGCGUCCGUUGAGAUUCAUGACCAACAUUUUCAAAUUGAAUAGUCCCUUCUUGGUGAUUGAAAGCUAUACAAAGUCAAAGGAUAUGAUUUUGAGUGGUGGGGACCUCCAGUCCCCCACUACUACCAAGCAAGUGUAUUGCAAAGUUGACUUCAAAAUCCAAUCUACACGAAUCACAUACUAUGUACUUACAUUCCCCAGUUUGCACAAACACAUAUAUCUCAUCAACAACAAUAGCCACUCGCCCAGUGUCGAUUUCGAAUUGGAUGGGACUCAUUUCAGAGCCACUGGCGUAACUGGAACAACAUCGGCGUUGGGCACGAGUGGAUUGAUAAAAUUGUACGUGAUGGAAAACUCACCAGAUAUGUUGACGUUCGACACCACGAUUGAUUACAAGAGGAAGAAGUUGAAGUUUGGUCAAGGUAAUGAUACAUUUUAUAGAUUGAUCGAGGGCCAGAAUCGGGCUGCCAUUGAUGAGUCUAUGCGUCGGGCAAAGAAGUUGAUCGGUAUGCCAGUGGCGCAAUAUCUCGACCAGGGCGAUGUCAAAAUCAAGAUUGGCAAUAGUAGUAGUGGUGUUGGUGGUGGUGGUAAUAGUAGUAGUGGUAGUAGUAACGGUUCUGAGUCGACUUCUCAACACAGUGGACCUCAUUCUGGAGGCAAGAGUGUGAACAAUUUCGUCAAGCACGGAAUUAUCAAGAUGUUUGACUAUGUUGGUGGUGGAGGAGUUGGCAAUGACAAUGACGAUGAAGAUGAAAUGAGUGAGGAAAUGAAGAUGAUAUGUUGUGUGUUGUUGGUGUUGAGAGAACAAGAAUAUCGUAAAUAUAAAGGGGAUAAGAAGCCUCAGUACGUAUAG